CAGGACUGGGAACUGGAUCUUGUGAGAGGGUGCAUGGGGAAGUGUUGGUCAUUUGAACCCAGAGCAAGGAGGCUAGGAAUGUGCUGGGGACUCGGGAGUGGGCGUGGCAUGUGGCCAGGUUUACUUCCCCCCACCACCCUUCCCUCAGCAAAGGCUAGCACCCAUGCUGACAGCCUCCCAUCCUCAGCAGUGCAGGGCCCCCCCUGCAGUAGCACCACAUCCCUGCAUGAGUCCACACAUCUCCCACUAGAAGAGGGCCCUCGGUGUAGGGUAGAGACUGGAUCCCAAGGCGGACCCAAGACCCAAGACCUGUGUCUGCAUCCCACGUUGGAAUCACUGUUUAAAAUAGAGCGUUCCUUCCCUCUUCUGGCCUAUGACCCUCUCCUCCCCAGCAGGAUCCUGAUGUGUCUAUUAGAGCUCCAGGCCUCAUGUGCUGUCCUUCAUGCAGGUCUCCCAGAUGUCAUAGGUACAUCAUUCAGGUGCUCUUUGGGCCCUGGCAAUAGGGCAAGGCAAAGUCUGUCCCCCUCCUGCUUGCUACAGCAAUACCUUGCCCCUGCAGAGACUUUGAGCCCUCCCUUGCAGCUGCACACCCAGUGAGGGAGAAUGCCUUGUCUGAGCUCUCCCUGUGGGCCAGGUAGGGCCCAAAGGCCUGCUGGAACCUGGGUCUCUUCCACACCUCAUACACCAUCCAGCUUAACUCACUGCACACCCACUAUUGGCCAUCUAAAGUCACUUUGCAAACUGUUUGAUUCAACAACCACUCUGUGUACUCAUUCUGUCCUGUCUAGAAUUUAUCAUUGCACUCCUUUCACACUUGUCUGUACCAUCCAGUUUCCACUUGUUGCACACCCAUAUUAUAGGCAGUAGUCACAGUUUCAGGAUUCUCCGGAGAAAUGGAACCAAUAGACUAUAUGUAGAAAGAGAGGUGUUAAGGGCUGGUGAGUGUGAAAUCUGUGUGAUAGGCUGCAGACCCAGGGAAGAGCUGACAUUGCUGUCUUGAGUCUAGAGGCUGGAAACUCAGGCAGGGCUUCUGUGAUCCAAUCUAAAGGCAGAAAUGCUUCUUUGGGAAACCUAGGUCCUUUGCUGUUAAGAUCUUAAACUAAUUUGGUGAGGUCUACCCACAAUUUGGAGGGUAAUCUGCUUUAAAUCUCUUGAGUUGAAUGUUAAUCACAUUUUAAAAAUGCCAACAACAUCCAGAGACACAUUUAGCCAAAUAACUGCACCCUGACCUGACCACACUGGCACAUAAAAUGGACCAUUGUAGUCACUCCUCACAUACUCACUGGUCACUCUGCUUCAUCCAGUGCCCAGUUCUUACAUGCCCCCUCUGACAUUCACCAAUAUCUCCUUGCACACUCACUGUGUAAUUAAAAAGCCAGUGACUCAUUUCCAGGUCACUUUGCAAAUCUGUUUGCCAUCUGGAGUCACUGCAUACCCUCCAUGUGCAGUUCACCAAUGAGUCUAUGCGUGUGCAUCCCACUUUCACUCCAGCACACUCUUGUAGCAUUUAACAAUCGCUCCUCCCAUGCUCGCCAUCAAAUUUUCUACUCUCACACUACUGUGUGCCAGCCUAUAGAGUCUUAUUGCACACACACUGGGGCCAGGUUAUCAACUGCCCCUCAUGCCCCUCACUCUUCCAGCUUCCCCUCCGACACAGCCAUUGUAUGCCAUUUAACAAUGCUUACACACUCACUGCAGAGUAACGACUCUGCACGUUUCUGUGAAUUUAUCAGUCUUUCCUUGCACAUUAGUUCUGCACCAUCCAGGUUCAUCAAUAAUCAACUCCGUUAUGGUCAUUAUGUGUAGUUCAACCAUUGUUUGCUCUAUCUUGCUCCUCCUGUGUCUUCUUGCACUCCCACUUGCAUUUAACAGUCACUUUGCACAAAUCCUCUAGGGCCUGGCAGAGGUGAGCCCUACUGUGUGUCUGAGUGACAGAACCAUCAGGAAGGAAAGGGUAACUCAGAAUUGCCCCACAAUUCAUCUGUUUCUUGCCUUUAAAGGCUGUAUAUUCAGGGGAGGGUAUUGAAAAUACGUGACAGUAUAAUCUGAAGGCUGUGUAGGAUCCCAGGGGCUCCCUCACUGUGCCUGAUAUUAACUCUUUUGUUUCCAAUCCUAGGAGAAGCCUCAGGAGGGCACUCAGGUGAGGGCAGGGCAAUGUGUUUCCCAUCCAGGUUGGAAGCAGUCUAGUGUUUAACUGGUAGAGCCGUGUCGGUGCUGUCCAUGGAUUGUUGGUCCUAGUGGUAUCCCUCCUCCCUGCCUAUCAGGCUGCAUCUUUCAGCCCUUUGUACAGGAGAGGCUGACAUCUCCAUGACAUAACCAAGCCCCAGGCAGAGAAGAGUGGCCAUGGUGUACCUGAUACGGGCCUGGGAACCAUCUAGGACGUUUCUGUGUUAAAGUUUGCAGCGAUGCUGGGAAUCCUUGUACACAGGCAGCACUACACAGGAGUGCUGGUAGAAUGACAUCACAAGUCUUUCCCUGGAAAAGAAAUAAGCAGGAAAGGGAAUCCUGAGGUCAGAGGAGUAUUCCAACUUAUGUGAAGUACUGACCUUGGGAAAGUGGGGUGAUGGAAAAUCUUGCCUGCUCUCAGUUUGUUUGCUAAUAACCUUCCUCUGCCUUUUUCUUUUCCAUGUUGUAUGUUUUCUCUUUUUCACAAGUUUCUCCACUUAGGGCUUACAGAAUUGCAGAGUUUGACCAACAGUUUCCUAAUCGGUGGUCAAAAGAUACCUCAGUAACAGAAGCAGAAAGCUCUCCCUCCAUAGUGUAGAAAUCAGCCAUUGUCCUGGGGUAGGUAGUGAUCCUGGCAAGAGUUAACUUUUAAAGAUGCCUGCAUUUCAGUGGUUGUUGCUAUGCCUGUGACAAUACCUUCAGCUUCCAAAUCUCCCAAGUUCUGAGGGGCUUUCUCAGCUCCUUGUCCAGUUUAAUGAUACUGAAACAAACAUCUCUGUGAAAGAUGGACGUGGACAUGUCCUUCAGAGAAGGAUAACUGAUGCUGCUUACUUCUUCCACAUAGAAUAAACUGAUGGCCCUGCAAGACUUACUGAAUGAGGAGUGAGAGUAUCUGUCUCUUUUUAAACACAAAAAAAUGAAAGAACAGAAUCACAACUCCUGGGCUAUAGUAGAAAAUAAUGGAGAAAACAACAAACUAAAAAUUGUUUCUCUGGAGAAAUGAAAAAAUUGACAAACAUUUAGAUAAAUUGACUAAGAAAAAGGUAGAGAAGACAACUAAAGUCAGAAACAAAGUUGGGGUUACCCAGAAUGACCCUGGGUGUCCCAUCCCUGCUACUGUUGCUUUGCUGAGUGCAGUGGGUACAGCCCAUCCCACUGGUAAAGUCAGUGCUCUUAACUAUAAUCCAGACAAGAAACCAGAGAACAGAAAACAGCGGCUCCCUGGGCCCUUCAUGGGGCAGAGAAGUGGGACAUGCAGACUCCAGGAGUGGUGAGAAGGACCUCAAUCCUCCCUUGUCUCCAUAUUACCUUCCUCUGGCCCUGGAUGUCCAGCUAACUCUUGAGACCUCACCAAGCCUGGGCAAUAAACCUAGCUCCACUUCCAAAUGAGGACCCCAAGCCUCCAGCAAAGGUGGUCAUGUCUCUGGACUUAAUUGUUAUGAAUUACAUCUGGUUGUAAGUCACCCAUGCCCUCAAGCUAUUCUGCUUGGAGGACUGCCAGUGUCCUCAGCCCAGUGGGCCAUCAGUGGAGGACCAAGUCCAAAAGACUACUUCUCUUGGAAGUGGAACACUUGGGGUCACUCCAUGCACCCAAUUUAUAGAGGAGGAAACUAAAGAUUUCUGUAGCCCCCUCCACACUAAAGGAUUUUGCUCAGAUGCCUAUAUCAGUAGACACAAGACCCCAGGCACUGUCCUGCCCAGGAUGCUCUACAGGUGUCCCAUUCCAGAACCCUGGGGGACCUCUGCCUAUCAGCCUGCUAUCACUCCCCCUCCCCAUGCUGUGGGCCUGUGGACAGGCUGCCAGGAGAUUAAAUGUCCCUACCCCAUAAGAGAGCUUCCCCUAACCUCUUUUUCCUCUUAUCACCUUAAGGUGUCCACUCUUCCUCUGGCCCCCAUACCUAUGGUGCCCACCUGGAAGUUUCUAUGUGUGUAUUUGAAGGAUACUUGAAGCAAUAUGGCCCAUUAAGGAGAGGGUGAACAGGGAUCCGCCAGAUUCCUAUGGAAUUUCAUUCUUAAAACAUAACCCAUGGGAGUGGUUGACUAAGGGUAUCAGGAUAAGAGUUAGGCAUAAGAGGUAAGAGGUUGGGGUUAGGGAUCAAGUGUAGGACAUUAGGAUCAGGGUCAGUAUUGAAAUCUGGAUCAAGAUUGAGAUCUGAGAUUAAGAUUUGAGUUUGGCUGACUAAACCUGAAGACUCUGGUGGCUAAGGGGCUUCAUCCCAGCUGAGAAGUGAAAAGCCGCAGGCGGCCGCAGACUUCACAGCCGCUCGGGGUUUUUAGAGCUUCAGCUUUAAAAAUGGGCAGGAUUUUCCUUGAUCAUAUCGGUGGUACCCGUCUGUUUUCCUGUGCAAACUGCGAUACGAUCCUGACCAACCGUUCGGAACUCAUCUCCACUCGAUUCACGGGCGCCACUGGCAGAGCAUUUCUUUUUAACAAGGUAGUUAACCUACAGUAUAGUGAAGUUCAAGAUCGAGUCAUGCUCACUGGCCGCCACAUGGUUCGAGACGUGAGCUGCAAAAACUGCAAUAGCAAACUGGGAUGGAUCUAUGAGUUUGCCACUGAAGACAGCCAGUGUUAUAAGGAAGGUCGUGUGAUCCUGGAACGCGCUCUAGUUCGAGAAAGUGAGGGCUUUGAGGAGCAUGUACCAUCUGAUAACUCUUGAAGAAAAAGAGAGAAAUCCAUCUUUUCCCAGGUCUCCUUCACUGAAAACAAAAAUCUACUUACAUACACUGUCACCUUAGCAUCAGAGUCGGAUUCAUGAACUGCGGAACAAGAGGUUGUGAGAAUCUAUGAUGGAACCUUCCUUUCUUUCCUUUUUUUUUAAAUUUUCUAUUUUCCAUUCAACAGCAGUGUGUAGAGAGAAUAUUAUGCAGAUGCCUUUUUUCCCCCCUGUGUUUACAUCUUGAGGCAGAAUAGUCUAUCUGCAGCUACAUGGUGGGCUAUGUGAGGAAAAAAAUCUGGGCUAUUAAGAGUGAAAAAGUAUUUUAUGUAAAUUUUGAAAGGAAAAUGUGUCAAGAGCAUGGUUUUUAAAUUUAUUUGGGCUUCAUUUUAAGACUUUUUUUUUAAAACCCAGUUAUUUCACUUGAUUUGCUAGCUUCAGAGAAGAGAUCCGAAUUUGUGACCAGCGCUAAAGGUUCAGUGUUAGUAUUGCUUGUGCUGGCCAUUGUGCCAUAUUCUUGUUGGAGAUGAACCGUAGCAUCAGAGCCCAUUCUUCCUUGUCAGUCUUGACCCAAAGAUGUCACCGUUCCUAGUUGUUUGUCACCACAUAAUUGGUGUUGAUUGGAAACUUUUCCUGAUAUGGGGCAGAACUGCUUGGUUGUCUUUUCCAUGUAACUUAAGCAUAGUAAUAUAAAUAAAGUAAUAGUUGGAAAAAAAAAAAA
This is a messenger RNA of Cervus elaphus (red deer), 5543 nucleotides long. RefSeq names its product protein yippee-like 5. Bases 4460 to 4825 code for a protein of 121 amino acids. NCBI's taxonomy places the organism in Eukaryota, Metazoa, Chordata, Mammalia, Artiodactyla, Cervidae. The transcript has a single exon. The record is from RefSeq and is a predicted model, not a curated record.